Penicillium salamii is the source of this 978-nucleotide messenger RNA. The record is from the annotation of a GenBank genome assembly. Lineage: Eukaryota; Fungi; Ascomycota; Eurotiomycetes; Eurotiales; Aspergillaceae.
AUGCCCUCACUACGCAAUAUCCUCCACAAACGCGAAGAGCUGACAGAAGAUGCACCCAAUCCCCCAACCCCAGAGUUCAAACUCAUUCGCUCCGACACAAAUACCCAAGAAAUAAUCACCCCAGAAACCGAUAAUCCCCCAGACACCCGCUCCUCACCCCGCCGCAGCUUCCAACUCUUCAACCGCUCCAGAGCAUCCUCAUCCUCCCCGCAGCCGCAGUCACCGCGCCGCGAGCGCCGCCUCUCAAACCUCCUCCACCUCGACUCCCGUAGUCGCAGUAACUCACGCGACUCAGUGAAUCUACCUGCGGAUCUACCGCAGAUCGAAGACGACCAAGGAGCCUCCAAGCAAGAACGCGAGGCAGAGUGGGAAAAGAGGGCGACGGUGCUUGUUCAGCGGAAUCCGCAAUUCGGGCACUCGGAGGUUGGGCUGGGAGUUGAGCAGGCGAGGUCGAGGAGCUCGAGUCGGAGUCGUGUUGUAUCGGACCCGGAUACGGAUGUCUUGUACGGCCUUGCAUUACGACAUGGGUGGGGCUGUCCCCAAGACCUUCCUCGCGCAGUGACAUACUUGUCGGCGGCAGCGUCCAACUCAGCCGAAGUGGAAGCAGAGGCACUGCGCGCUGGAGUCAAGAAAGGCGGGUCUGCCAAAGGCGAGCUCGUUUUGGCCAUGUUUGAACUUGCCAACUGCUUCCGGAACGGUUGGGGGCUAGCGAAAGAUCCCGCUGCUGCGCGACAGUAUUAUGAAACUGCGGCCAAUCUGGGCGACACCGAUGCUAUGAAUGAGGUGGGCUGGUGCUACCUCGAAGGGUUUGGAGGGAAGAAAGACAAGUUCAAAGCGGCCAAGUAUUACAGACUUGCAGAGGAGAAUGGAUGUCCAACUCUGGGCAAUUCUUGGUAUGAUUCUCUCAUAUGUACAAUGUCGGGGUCGAUUUCUAACAAAGAUUGCAGGAUCUGGAAAGACAAAUACAACCCGUCGUGA